UCAUCAUCAUCAAGUCGUGUCAGCAGCAUCGGCUCCGACAGCCCCUGAUCUUCAGCUUCAUCAUCAUCAGAUUGAUUUGGUGAAUUGGUACCGUGCUGGUAAUCCUCCGCCGCCAUCGACCAUCAUGGAACAUCACGACGAUGACGAUGACGACCUUGAUAACAAUAACAACAAUAACAACAACAUCUGCAACGAAACGAAUGAUAACGCUAAUAGUUAUUCCAACCGUCAUGAAACGUUGAUGGAUAAUGAGCCUCCAACGAUGGAUGGCCACGUCUCAAAACAAUUCGGAGAACCAGUAGAGGGGGAAGAGGAGGAAGAAGAAGACCAAACAGUAGAGGAGCAGCCAUCGCCCAAACCCUUAUGCAACAACGGGGAAAAGGGCAAAGAAACAAUACGAAUAAACCCCGAAGAUUACACCAGCAGCAUCGAAAAGGACCUGUCGAUCCACGACGUUGCGGAAGAAUGCACCACUGUCUUAUCAUAUCAAUCAUUAGCCGAUAUCAUUCCACUACCACCUCCAUCCACUACACCAGCGCAUCUUCCACCGCCUGCAACGGCAGCGACCACCACAACAGCUUCAUCCUAUGGAAGUACUGUUGCAGAAAGAAGUCUCCAUCGUCAUCACUACCAACACCAACAACGUUUAUUGUCACAUCAGCAUCUUCGACAGCAACAACGAGAGAACAAGAACGAUCUAGCACAACGAUUACUUCAAUAUCCGAUUUUGCGCUCAUCAGAUCGAUUGGCCAAUGCUGUGUUGGAAGCCUUUGAGUUGGCAGAAGAAUUAGCGAGUAGCAAGGCAAGCUUCUUUGGGUUCUUGCUUUACUUCGUGCGCAUCUGGCAGGUGCUUUUCUUGUGCGCGGAGUCACUGAUCUCAAUACGAAGACGGUCGCCGUUACCCCCGUUUCACCGCGAACCGCGUAAGGUUUCGAGUAACGAUGAAAUGGUAUAAUACCCGCAGGCGCUUACACACACACGACUUUCUCUAUAACCAUCCUUCUUAUAUCACCACUACUCACAUAUUGUAUACACACUUAUCGCACACCGCUCUAGCUCUCUUCCUUUCUGAAUAUAUAUUUAUAUAAAUAUUAUAUAUACACUACUAUAUACAUACCCACCUAACCCCCCCUGGCACCCACCACCCUCAACGAAUGCAAAGAACACGCUCAGACUUCUCGUUUUUUCCCCUAUUUAGUCUUUUUUUUAUACCUAUUCUUAUUCCGUAAUAUCUCUGCAAUCGAAAAAGUUGUCGAUUUAAAGUAUAGCAUAACAGUUUAUAAUAUUAUUACUAAAAUAUUAUAUCACUAUAA
Zychaea mexicana is the source of this 1313-nucleotide messenger RNA. RefSeq lists its product as uncharacterized. The record is from RefSeq and is a predicted model, not a curated record. The transcript has 2 exons. NCBI's taxonomy places the organism in Eukaryota, Fungi, Mucoromycota, Mucoromycetes, Mucorales, Lichtheimiaceae. Bases 125 to 955 code for a protein of 276 amino acids.